Plectropomus leopardus (leopard coralgrouper) is the source of this 7244-nucleotide messenger RNA. It is a transcript of the gene casp8ap2, whose product is annotated as caspase 8 associated protein 2. Gene Ontology annotation, biological process: Fas signaling pathway; extrinsic apoptotic signaling pathway via death domain receptors. NCBI's taxonomy places the organism in Eukaryota, Metazoa, Chordata, Actinopteri, Perciformes, Serranidae. Gene Ontology annotation, cellular component: mitochondrion; PML body. The record is from RefSeq and is a predicted model, not a curated record. Gene Ontology annotation, molecular function: transcription corepressor activity.
GGUGCAACUCUCCCCGCCAGAGGAGCAACUUUCGCUCGAGCGACCAGCCUUUUUUGCUGCUGUAUAACGCUUUCCUUGAUGUCAGUUGGCUGUCGGGGAUUGUAAACUGCUGAGAAGAACCGCGAAUCGCUGUACAGUUGAUCUCCUUUGGGAUUUGAGUCGUGUUUUUAGUAUUUUUUAAAACGGAGGAGCAGCGAGAACACACAUACGGCUGUCAGACCGCGGGAAAAUGUCGUUACUUCCUGUGCAAUGAAGUCUUGGCGCGACAUUAUAGUUGUAAACAACAAGAGGACACUUAACAAUACGCAAACAGUCAGGAAUUCCUGUAGACACUAAGCGGCAGAGAUACUUGGAAGAAUGGAGAACAUGGACACCAAUCACGCUCCUGGUCCUUUGGUACCUGAUGUCAAUGAAGACUCUGUGGAUAUCUAUGAUGGCCUCGAUUUCAGCAACAAUUCAGCUUUGAGGCCUGUUAUCAGUGAAGAUUCUGUGGACAUCUAUGAAGGCCUGGAUGACGGUUUUAAAAGCAAUGCAGAAAAGUCCUCUCCAAAGGCUUCGGAGCUGAAGGACUCAAUGGAUCUUUAUGAAGAAAUCGUCACAGAGGAACAGCAGAGCAGAGAGGCAUCAUACACAGAGUUGAAAUCCAGAUUCCAAGCAGCUCAAACCCUCAUUAAAGAGUUGCGCAGGAGAUUGGAGCAGAUGGAGAUUCAGAAUACUGGGUUGAACACUGAGAAUUGCUGUCUCAAAAAGAACAUCUCUGCACUUUUACAAACGGCUAGACAGGAGGUUACACGAAAAGAUGCUGAAAUUCAGAGGUUAAACCAACAGUCAAACAGAGGUCGCCCUUAUCACCAUUCUCACAUGAAUAAUCUACGGGAUCAAAAUUCCUCCAAUUGGACCUCCACAGGCAGCUCCAUGAGUAGGCCACCUCCUCAUCACCUGCCUCCUAAUCACCCGCCUCCUCCACCGCCACCGCCUCCAUCAUCCAAUCCUCCUCCUCCUCUUCCACCUCUACCACCACCCAGCGAGGAUCAUCCUCCAAGAGAUCCUCCUCAACCCUGCAGGAAAGAAAGCAAUAGUUCCACCCAUCAGCCCAGUGGAUCCAGCAGGAAAUCCAGUAAAACUUCAUCAAUGCGACAUAGUGACUCAGACAAACACAAGUCUAAGCACAGAGAGGAGAAAAGUCAAAGUCAGAAAGCGUCUGAAUCAACAGAAAGGAGACAUAGAAACAGUUCAGAUCCCAGCAAGGACGGUCAUACCUCUGAGAAAAACAGGUCUCACAAAGCAGACAAAGACACAGGACGGAGAUAUGACUCGAGGUCAUGUAAAAGCAAGAACUACCCUAAUAUUGAGGGACACCACAGGUCAGACGGAGUUAAAAGCCCUCCACCAGAGGUUUCACCUAGUGCAGUUGAUGUCAAGAAAGGGAGAAGUCGAGAAUGGAGACACGAUAUGGCCAAAAUAUCCACAUCAGACUCCGAACAUAGUGCAGCUCACAGCUCUAAAGAGAGCCACAGCCGAGAUCACAGAAAAAUCAACACCAGUGACAGACACAUCAGAAGUUCAGACUCAAAGGACAGAAAAAAGUCCUCUUCAAAUCAACAUGCUGAGCGCUCCAGAGAGUCCUCAAAAGAGAGAGGAGGGGAUAGACUGUCAAGGGAUCAUCAAAGGAAGGAGGAUAGACAGCGUGAAGAUGAGACCAGCAGAAAGCACAAGAGGAGCACUCCGUCGGAGACAAGCAGAGAGCGUGAGAAAGCAAGACUGAAAGAAUCCGAGCAAGGUAAAGAUGUCAAAGAAAGACGAGAAAAGACACAAGAGGCCUCAAAAAGAUCAUCAGAGGAACUAAAUAUUAGUGAGAAAAUCUCUGUAGAGGAAAAUAGUCCAAACAGGAAGCUGUGUUUCAUGGAAACACUGAAUCUAACCCUUUCACCAAUUAAGAAGCCAGGGUUGCCCAUCGAUGCGAGCCAGGGUGGCGUCACACCAGGGGACAAGGUAGUUGACAAUGGACCAGAUGAUGAGACUUCACAGCCAAACUUUGAGGACAUGUGUGUGAUUGAUGAAGUUAACAGCAGUGAAUUAGAAGCAGGGUUAGCAGAGAAAACCCCCGAAACACCAAGCUCUGAAAGGACACAAAAGAGGUGUGAUGACGUGAAAGAUGCCCUGGAAAAGGACCAGACAGAGACUGACAAAGAACUUGAAGACAGUUCAGUCCAAACUACCUCAGUUCAUAACCAAGGCCCAGAUACUCCAGGGAAUCAGAUGGCUGAGCAUCUCCCAACAGCAUCACAAGAGAUUACUUCUCCAGAAAAGAAAAACGUUUCAAGAAAUCAUGAGGACAAAACCAUACUGGACUCAGACAGCCAAGUAGAUGAUUGUAGACCUCGGGAGACUACUGAUGGUGACUGUGAUAUAUCUAGAAGCAUUUCUGAACAGCACAUGGCCAAUUCUUCAGAAACAAUAAAUCCUGGAAAUAAUAUUAAUCAAUCUGUAGAACUGAAGUGUGGAACUCCUAAAACUACAGAAGAGAAAAGUCUCCCUGCCAAUUCAGUUGAAGAAGAUGCAGAUGCUUCACACACAAGGGAAAAUCCUGUAGCCGAAGGUGUUCCUAACAAGGCCAACCACAAAAGUCCAAUUUCUCCCACUGUUCUACCUCAGAAUGGUCAACAAGGACCUCAUGCCUCUACUUCCAUUCCCAAGAAAGCUGCUUGUCCCUUGCAGGAUGGUCCUAAAGAUGCAGAUGCUGUAUCAAGUACGAUAAGCCUUGAAUCACUUCCACAGGAAGGGCUGAGUCUAUCUGAGGCAAUAUAUAUUUUAACACAGACAAAUGAAGACACCAACGACAGCAGCAGCAUCGUAAAUGAGCCAAGCUCUUCCACCAGCUGUAUCGCUGUGUCCAAAGUAAGCAGUACGACAGAGGAUGCAACAUUGCCAGAGAAGUACAGUGACCUCACUCUGACUCCAAAGAAGAGCGACACUCCUAGAAAGAGUCAUGGGAAUAAUGUUGAGCCUUCCAGCUCUGUGCCAUUAGUCCAUGAUGAGGACUCCAUGAUGCACACACUGAGCAAUCUGAAGAGAAUCCCUGAUGCUAUCAGCCCGCUAAGGAGCCCAAUAAGGGUAACCAAGAGAAGUCAUCUUCAUGUUCAUGGCAAGCCAGGUCAUGUCAAGAGCCUUCAGAAAGAUUUCUCCAGCACAGCUCCUGAUGCCAAUAUAAAGAAGUUGGAUAUAAACAAAGAAAAUAAAUAUCCAGGCUCCCCUCUAAAACAUGAAACGCAAAACUUGGUGGACAAAGUAUCUGACUUACCUUCAAAUCUCUCUGACACUGACCUUGAGGAAGGGGAAAUCUUAAGCGAAAGUGAUGAGAUGGCUGCAGGUUCUCCCGCUCCAGCAAACAAGAGGGCGAAAUUAGCACGACCAGGCAGAAGUAUACCGAGUCCUAAGUCUGUGUUGAAGAGGAAAUCUGAAGAAAGGUGCGUUGCAUCGAAAGAAACAAUUAAAACAGCAGGUUUAGCGACGAGAAGUCCAAAGAGUCGUUUUAAAACAGUCUCUCCUGCAGCAACCAAAGCUUCUUUUUCAACCAUAGAGGAAGUAAUGGAGACAUUUAAGGUGGUUCGUACUGAGGUCCGAAGAAAGUACAUGAAGCUCCAUAAAACCUUUCCCAAGAAGAGCUUCUAUGGUAUGAUGGAGAAUUUCCAGCAGUCUUUUUUAGAAUUUGUGGAUGGUGCACAUUUUGGUCUAAUUUGCAGUCAGGCAGGCGAACUGAAAUCCAAGCUGAAGAAAUUGAUUUCAUGCGUGUUUAGCAAAGUAUCAAAUAAUGGCAUUGUAAAACGCAUCUUUGAACAGCAGGCAGUCGAUCUGAAGCAGAGGUUGUGGGACUUUGUAGACGUCCAAGUUGAGUACUUGUUCAAGGACAUUUACGCGGCGUUGAAGAGCCUUUGCAAACCAGCAAGAGCUCAGGCUGAGGAUAACAGGUCCAGGGAAAAUGAGAAGGUAUCUAAACAGCCUCCUGCAAAGAAACCACAGUGUCAAAAGGAAGCACAAGCGGCUCCGACCAGCCUGAAUCGGAUCAAGUCUUGUGCUGUGGUGCCUUACAAAACAGGCCUUGGAAGCAGAGGGAAAGAUAUCAGAAUCACACAGGGGGAAAAAGACAGCAAUGUUGAGCGGCAUCCAACAAACUGCUUAGAUAAACAAACUGUAGACUUCCUCCCUUCCAAAGCUGUUCCUUCAACCCCAGAAAAAAGUAACAUAUCUUCUUUGGUCAUCUCUCAGAAUGGCUCUUUGCUUGACAGAACUGACUUUGAGCUUCUCACAGAACAGCAAGCCUCUAGUUUAACAUUCAACUUGGUGAGAGACACUCAAAUGGGAGAAAUCUUCAAGUGUCUCCUGCAAGGAUCAGAUUUAUUGGAAACCAGUGGCAUGCCUGGCGACAACACAGCCUGGUCCCUCAGUACGCCAAGGAAAGAUGGUGAGAGACUUAUCAGCAUCACCACUCCAAUUAAAUUUGACUCUCCAUCUAAGCUGCUGUCCCCAACGAAAUUUGAAACUCCCUCAAAACUUAUCGCAACAUGGUCCAGCAUUUCACCUCGCAAGAUGUCAUCCCCGAGACCCAAAGAUCAGAUCCAGCUAAAUCCAGCUUUGUUUGAUGAAAGUUGCUUGUUAGAAGUGCCAUCAGAGAAUAGAACAGCGGCUUCACAAAAGUCAUAUUCUAUUCUAGCUGAAGACCUGGCAGUCUCUCUCACCAUUCCGUCUCCUCUCAAGUCUGACAGCCACCUGAGCUUCCUGCAACAGCCGAGCAUGCCCCUCAUGUCCACUCCAGACAGCGUCAUCAGCGCUCACAUAAGCGAGGACGCUCUGCUGGAUGGGGAGGACGCUUCAGAGCAGGACAUCCACCUUGCCCUCGACACGGACAACUCCAGCUGUUGCUCGAGUACCAGCAGCGAAGUUCUCGCCACACCUUUCGUGUUCAAGCCCGACCUGCCGAUGCAGGCACUGGUGAUGGAGAGGUCCAACGAUCAUUUCAUUUUGAAGAUUCGUCAGGCGGCCUCAGGCAUCAAUACCACGCUCAUUGCUGAUGAUAGCUUAAGUCAAACACUAACAGAAGCAGAUCAGCAACUUGGAGAAGAUAAGGUAGAAGGUAAAGACGGUCAAGCAAACGCUGUUUUAUUGGACAAGUUGCAGAACGAUUCUCCUUUAAAUGCUUUGCCCUCAAACGCUGUAUCUCCAGAGAAAGGUCUCUUAGGAAUCUGUAAGACUGCCACUGAUAGAGAUAAACAUCUCACUCAAGAUGACAGCGUAACACUAACAAAAGAUCCAUCCAAAAAAAAGGAUUUGUCACCUCAACAAAAUACCUCAGACGCUGUGAAUUUAAAGAAACUGUCAGGAUCCCUAGAAAAUAAGCCUAAAACUACUCCUCCAGACAGCAUUCUGCACAACGAAGCUCAAAGCUUUGAUCAUUCUUUUGGACAGAUCAGCCAAGCAACCAGCAAGAAAGAUAUCACAGUCACGGCUGACAAAAACCCAAGUACAACAUGCCACAGAGAACAAGACAAGAAAACUCAAAGUCCCUCAAAAGCUCAAAAGUCUCAGAAAAGGAUCAGUGGCUCUGGAUCGGUGGUGUCAGAUACCAGUGCACGUCACCCCGUCGAAAGCUCUGAAACCAAACAAAGGAACCAAGUGUCAUCACAACGUGUUUCAGACUCUGGGAGGGAUGAAAUGGAGGUGUCAGAAUCAGAAAGAAAUCUCAUCAUUGCGGACGACAUAAGCAGCACACCAGAGAAAGACCGAAGGGAUUGUGACAAAGGUAGAAAACGGACAAAGAACCACAAGAAAUCAAAAGCCAAGCGGUCCAGAAGAGAGGAAGAGGAGAGGACAGAAGAGAUGGGGUCCGACUACAAGACAGACGAUUGUGAUUCCAAAUCGUCCCCAUCAUCGCUUUCCCCUAGCAACCUCUACGCAAAGAAUGUCAUCAGGAAGAAGGGCGAGGUGGUGAUGGCAUGGACCAGGGAUGAAGAUCGAAUUAUUCUGAUUGAACUGCAGACAAAAGGUGCUUCACGUGAGACUUUCUCUGCCCUGUCGGAGAAACUUAACAAGCCAUCAGGGCAGAUUGCUCACAGAUUUCAUCAGCUUAUGAAGCUUUAUAAGAAGCAGGAGAAGAUGGACACUUGAUCGCUAUGAUGGUGUUAAAUCUAAUAGUCCUUGUGUUAGAGCAUUCCCAAACAUACUGUUGCACCAACACAGUUAUGAUGACUAUGUUCAUGUGACACAGGGUGGAAUUUAAUGUCCCUGGGGUCACAGGUUCAAUCCCCACAUAGGCCACACUGUCUAGCAACUGCCACCAUCAACUGAUCACAAAUAUUAGCAGAAGUUUUGGUCAAACCUAGUUGUUUUCUUAUUUCAGAGGAAUGUCGUAAAUCCAGUCACUGUCUGUGAAUGUAUGUUAUUCUGGGUACUGAACUGGACCUGUUCUUGCUGAUAGAAAAUAAUUCAAACUGUGAAAAAUAAGGAUUCAGUGAUAAUGACUGUUCCUCAGCACAACUGACGAGAUAGACUGAUGAGAACAGUUAGUUAGAAAAUAUUGUUUUUGAUGCACUUUUUGGUUUUUAAGAAUCCUCACUGCAGUCACUACUUCAAUGUUGUUUCUGAAACAGAUAUCCGGGCCUCACAGUAGCACAUAACUGUCCCCAGUGCAGCAUCCACACAUACUUUGCAGGGUUUGCAGAUAUGAUACAUUGCAAAAACGGUGGUUUCAGUAAGUCCUCAGCUUACCUCUACUCAUAAAUGUAUGUUUUUCUUUUCUCGGUAUAUUUGAGAGAAACUGCCUUAAGACUAAGAUUGUUCCACUGCAAGUACGCUCAAAUGUUCCUCAAUCAAGUGGCAUUUUUAGUUCCUAAAAUUACUGGAUGCUCACUGACAAAAACUUGAAGUAUCACUCAUCAGUAAACCACCAGCAGUGGAACUGAUGGGACCCUGAGGUUGGACCUUUUUAGUAUAAUUCUGAAAUUUUGGAUCUUAUUUUAAUGGAUGUAUUCAUAUCUGGGGGAAGAGCUUGAAGUGUUUGGUUGUUAAAACGUUUACAUGUCCGAUUCAUGUACAAGGACAGUACAUUUAUCUAUUAAUACAAAUGAAACCUUUUAUCCAUGGGCCUUAUUGGCUUUGUGUUUGAUUCAUCCUGUCACUAAACAGAAUGGAAUGCAAUAUUGUGAAUAUUGUGUGUAAUUCUUUAGUGUAAAUAAAGUUUUAUUUAUUUA